Clupea harengus (Atlantic herring) is the source of this 2673-nucleotide messenger RNA. Its product is annotated as deleted in malignant brain tumors 1 protein-like. Bases 1 to 2673 code for a protein of 890 amino acids. The transcript is spliced from 10 exons. Lineage: Eukaryota; Metazoa; Chordata; Actinopteri; Clupeiformes; Clupeidae. The record is from RefSeq and is a predicted model, not a curated record.
AUGGAUGCAGCCGAGGCAGCAAGAUUUCGUGAAGCCAUCACCGCUCAGGGUCAGCUACUAAGCCAACAGCGUGACCAAAUGAACCAGAUGACUACUACCAUCCAAGAGUUGUCUGCUCGCCCACCACCUCUGCCUCAGCCUGCGCCUCAGCGAGAUGGUUCCCUGGUGAAACCUGAGAGGUUUGAUGGAAGCCCAAAUGCCUGUAGAGGUUUCAUACUUCAGUGCUCUUUGCACAUGGUUCAGAAUCCACGUAAUUUCCAAUCUGAAGAAUCCAAGGUAGCUUUUAUCAUUUCUCUUCUCACUGGAAGAGCUUUAGAGUGGGCUACUGCGGUAUGGGAACAAGGUGGAGAUGACAUCAAGGAUCUUGCCUCAUUCGAAGCACUUUUCAAGGCCGUGUUUGAGCAUCCAGCUGAGGGAUUGGAGGUCGGGGAGCAGUUACUGAAGCUUUGUCAGGGAGACCGUACAGUAGCUGAUUAUUCUCUGUCUUUCAGGAUCCUUGCAGCCAGAAGUGGUUGGAAUGAGCAAUCCCUCCUUACCGUCUACCGACGUGGUCUGAGACCUGAGAUUCAGUCCGAACUAGCCUGUCGAGAUGACGACUUAACUCUGGACCAGCUAGGGGCAUUAGCCAUCCGUCUGGACAAUCUCCUUCGAACAAGAGGACUUCCAAGACAUCGUUCAUACGUCAAAUGCCGGUGGUUCCAGGUCCACUGCAGGAGGCAGAGCCCCUGGACACCACCUCCAGUCAUUAAUGUUGACGGAGAACCUGCAUAUGCUGUGAGAGCACUGCUGAACUCGAGACGGAGAGCUGUCCGACUCCAAUACCUCGUCGAUUGGGAAGGGUAUGGCCCAGAGGAGCGAUCUUGGGUGGCGUCUAAUGACAUCCUGGACCCCAUGCUCAAAGCAGAAUUCCACCGGAGAUGCCCUGACCGUCCUGCUCCACGCACCCGAGGUCGUCCCCCUGCUCGAGUACCCAGGCUGUCUAAUGGCGCCAAAUCCUGCUCUGGGAGAGUAGAGCUGCUUCACAGCACGACCUGGGCAUCAGUGUGUGAUGCUGCGUUUGACUGGCAGGAUGCAGAGGUGGUGUGUCGAGAGCUGGACUGUGGGGCUCCUGUAGAGGUGCUGGGAGCAGCUGCAUUUGGAGAGGGAAAGGGCCAGGUGUGGUCAGAGGAGAUCCAGUGUGGAGGAGUCAAACUGGUGGGCCGUUCUCAUUGCUCUGGGAGAGUAGAGCUGCUUCAUAAGGAGACCAGACACACCGUGUGUGAUGCUGCGUUUGACUGGCAGGAUGCAGAGGUGGUGUGUCGAGAGCUGGACUGUGGGGCUCCUGUAGAGGUGCUGGGAGCAGCUGCAUUUGGAGAGGGAAAGGGCCAGGUGUGGUCAGAGGAGAUCCUGUGUGAAGGCAACGAGACUCAGAUUCAACUCUGCCCAACAUCUCCUACACCCUCACACAACUGCUCUCACAAGCAUGAUGUUGGAUUAGUUUGUACAGAUACUGUGAGGUUGGUGAAUGGUAGCAGUCAUUGUUCUGGGAGAGUGGAGGUUUAUCAUGAAGGAGAAUGGGGCACAGUGUGUGGUACUGAUUGGGAAGAGUUGUAUACGGCAGUCGUGUGUAAAGUGCUGGGGUGUGGUGAUGCUGUAGAUACCAUGCAAUAUGCCUACUUUGGAGAGGGAACAGGGAGAGUCCUGAUGGCUGAGGUUGCCUGUGGGGGGUGGGAGACCAGACUUAAGGCCUGCCCUCAUAAGGGAUUGGGUAAACAUACAUGCCAACCUCGCAACAGUGUUGGAGUCAUCUGCUCAGAACACCGAUCUCCCAGGCUUGUGAGCGGUACCCACCAGUGCUCUGGAAGAGUGGAGGUGGUCCAUGGGUUCACCUGGGGUACAGUGUGUGAUGCUGCGUUUGACUGGCAGGAUGCAGAGGUGGUGUGUCGAGAGCUGGACUGUGGGGCUCCUGUAGAGGUGCUGGGAGCAGCUGCAUUUGGAGAGGGAAAGGGCCAGGUGUGGUCAGAGGAGAUCCAGUGUGGAGGCAACGAGACUCAGAUUCAACUCUGCCCAACAUCUGCUCUAAACCACCGUUGCUCACAUGACAACGAUGUGGGACUUACUUGCAGAGACAUGCAAUAUUUAAGCACUGUCCCAAGACAUUAUCAUCUGUAUUAUCUCUCCCUAGAUGCUGUGAGGCUGGUGAAUGGUAGCAGUCGCUGUUCUGGAAGAGUGGAGGUUUAUCAUGCAGGAGAGUGGGGCUCAGUGUGUAGUAACGAAUGGGACCUGCAUGAUGCUGCAGUGGUGUGUAGAGAGCUGGGCUGUGGAGAGGCUAUAGAAGCUCUUAAUGGUGCUUGUUUUGGACAGGGGUCAGGAAGUAUUUGGAUGAGUGACGUGCAGUGUGGGGGGUCUGAGUCCACAGUGAAGGACUGCUGGUCACAAAGAUGGGUUACAAAAAACUGUGGUCAUCAUCAGGAUGCAGGAGUAAUCUGCUCAGCUCUCUCCAAGAAUAGACACAUGGCACUAAGUGAACCUGUCUAUGAGCAGCUAGACCCCAGACUGACCACAGCUGGCACCUCCAGAGGUCGUCAGAGAGGGCGUGUCCUGUCUGAUGCUCAUGAAGACGUGGGGGAUGAUGAGAAGAGACCCGUCUCAGUGAUUGAUUAUGAUGAUGUGGGGGUGGAGACUGAGGAGUGA